CUCGCCCCGCCCACCUUUUCCUCCGCUCCCUCAAUCACCUCGUCUCGCGUCCUCCGGCCCUCAGGUCCUCCCAGACUCCCGCCGCCGCCGCCGCCGCCGCCGCCUCCCUUGCCACCCGGCCUCUCGCCGCCGCCUCCUUGUCCGGUCCGUCGCACCGGAAGUUCCCCCACCAACCGCUUAUCGAGGGCGGGUGCGCGGCUACUUCCGGUCCCCGCCCGCCUCGGGGACAAACCCGGGCGGACGACAAAGGAAUGAAUGAGUCCGGGGGGACGCCCAAGAGGUUCCUCAUUCCGGACCCGGAGCAGGUCUACAGGAGCGACCCUGACCCGGUCAGGCCGCUCUUCCGGCCGGGGGUGUCGUUGGCCAGGGGAGGUGGGCAGAGCGAGGCGCCGGCGGCUCCCAGGGCCUGCCCCUCCCCCCCGCCGGCCGGGAGGAGGGGGGAGACGGGGGUGAGUGGCGGCCCGGGGUCAGCCGAUCGGGGCUCGGGGGGAGACGGAGCGGACGCCGGUCCCACCACGGCGGCGAAGCGACUGGCGGCCAAGCAGAACACCAUCGUGGUCAGCCCGAGGCAGAGAGGGAAUCCAAUCCUGAAGUUCAUCCGGAAUGUUCCCUGGGAGUUUGGCGAUGUUGUGCCGGAUUACAUACUGGGCCAGACCGCCUGUGCUCUCUAUCUGAGUCUCCGCUAUCACUGCCUGAAUCGCGAUUACAUUCACAAGCGGCUGAGGGAGCUGGGACAAGCCUUCGCAUUGCGAGUCUUACUGGUCCAUGUGGAUGUGAAAGAUCCAUACCAAGAUCUCAAGGAACUGGCGAGAAUAAGUCUCCUCGCGGACUGCACACUGAUCCUGGCCUGGAGUUCAGAGGAAGCAGGCCGAUACCUGGAGACUUACAAGGCGUACGAGAACAAACCCUCGGAUGUUUUGAAGGAGCGAGUGGAGAAUGACUAUGUGUCCAAGGUGACGGAUUGCCUAACUACUGUGAAAUCGGUCAACAAGACUGACUCCCUGACACUUAUCAACACUUUCAAGUCUCUGAAAGAUGUGGUGGAGGCUUCGAGGGAGGAGCUAUCUCUCUGCCCUGGUUUGGGUCCUCAGAAGGGCCUCCUGCGGAUGCCUGGUGCCAGCCCCUCACAUCCGUGCACUGGGCACACCUGCACGACGCGGACUGAGAGCCUGCGCGGUCCGGGAGGAGGGGAGGAGGAGGAGGAGGAGGAGGAGGAGGAGCGAGAGGAGUGAG
Messenger RNA from Carcharodon carcharias (great white shark), 1233 nucleotides. It is a transcript of the gene ercc1, whose product is annotated as excision repair cross-complementation group 1. Gene Ontology annotation, cellular component: nucleotide-excision repair factor 1 complex; ERCC4-ERCC1 complex; nucleus. Lineage: Eukaryota; Metazoa; Chordata; Chondrichthyes; Lamniformes; Lamnidae. The coding region runs from base 252 to 1232 and encodes 326 amino acids. The record is from RefSeq and is a predicted model, not a curated record. Gene Ontology annotation, molecular function: damaged DNA binding; single-stranded DNA binding. Gene Ontology annotation, biological process: meiotic mismatch repair; nucleotide-excision repair; mitotic recombination. The transcript is spliced from 10 exons.